This is a messenger RNA of Anopheles gambiae (African malaria mosquito), 1215 nucleotides long. Its product is annotated as deoxyribonuclease TATDN1. The transcript is spliced from 4 exons. Gene Ontology annotation, cellular component: cytosol. The record is from RefSeq and is a predicted model, not a curated record. Bases 208 to 1146 code for a protein of 312 amino acids. NCBI's taxonomy places the organism in Eukaryota, Metazoa, Arthropoda, Insecta, Diptera, Culicidae. Gene Ontology annotation, molecular function: 3'-5'-DNA exonuclease activity.
UUUAUGUAAAAAAUAGCAAAUUCAGUUCUAAAAUUAAUCAAUUGGCUGACGAAAUUAUGCAGAAAACAAUAAAUGAAGUACAUAAUGCAAUUUUAACGAUAAUAAUUUGUUUUAACCUCAUCAUACACAAGUUUUCUUCCACUGUGCCAACCGUGACAACGAGCAGAUGAUCGAGGGGAAAAACAAAAACACGAAAUACUUCCUCGCAUGAAACGACUGCUGGCCACAAAUAUAAGCAAAAUCAUGAAGUUUAUCGACAUUGGCGCCAACUUAACCGAUCCGAUGUACCAAGGAAUCUACAACGGAUCGGCCAAACACGAACCCGAUCUGCCGCAUGUGCUAGAGCGCAGCUGGACCGGUGGGUUGGACAAAAUCAUCAUCACGGUCGGGACGCUUGCCGACUGUGCGCCAACGUUUGAGAUAGUGAAGAACGAUGAAAGACUGUACGCCACGGUCGGCUGCCAUCCGACACGGUGCGGUGAGUUUCUGCCGGAUCCGGAAGGUUAUUUCGCCUCGCUCUGCCAGCAGAUCGAGCAGCACCGGGAGAAGGUGGUAGCGAUCGGCGAGUGUGGCCUCGAUUACGACCGGCUGCAGUUCUGCGACAAAGCGAUCCAGCAGCAGUACUUCGAGAAGCAGCUCGAGCUGGCCGCCCGGUACGAUCUCCCGCUGUUCCUGCACUGCCGCAACGCGCACGACGACUUUGCCGCCAUACUGCGGCGAAACCGGGACAAGCUGCCCCGGCGUGGUGUGGUGCACACGUUCGACGGUUCGCUCGAGGUGGCGGAAGCGCUUAUAGCGGACGGGUACGCAAUCGGCAUUAACGGUUGUUCGCUGAAGACGGAGGAAAAUCUGUCCGUGGCGGCCAAAAUUCCGGACGAAUCGAUCAUGCUCGAAACGGACAGCCCGUGGUGCGAGAUACGGCCGUCCCAUGCCGGCUCGAAGUACGUGCGCAGUAAAUAUCUUACGGUGAAGAAGAAGGAAAAGUGGGAAGCCGGUUCACUGAUCGCGGGACGAUGCGAACCGGUCAUGAUCAGCCAAGUGCUGGAAGUGCUUGCGGGCAUUAAGGGAAAGCCGGCGGCCGAGCUGGCCGAUCAGUACUACAAAAACACGGCAGAAAUGUUCUUCCCAUCGAAGGGUACUGACUGAACUUCACGAUCAUGCUGAUUCCCCCGUCGGAAGUGUGAUUGGCAAAUAAAUAAAUCGAGAUGAACGAUA